AUGUUCAAGAGGGCUCAUUUGUUCAAUUCAAACGUUCCCUUGGUGCAGGAAGGAAGCGGGAAGUCUGAUCAAAAUGAGAUACAUGACCUAGAGGAUAUAAGAUCUGAACUGGAUAAACCUGAGUAUAAUAUCGAUGACGAGGGAAUUAGAACUUCUUAUGAAACCAAGGUUGCCCAUUGUAUACAUUGCAAAGGGAAAACCAUGUUGAACGAAGAUUCCAUAAAUAAACACAUCCAAAGCAAGAAUCACAUUAAAAACGUCAAAAAGAAUCUUAAAAAGCGAGAAGCUGGGAACAAGAUUAGAAAGGAGUUUAACAAAAGGAUGGAAGCGAUCGAUCGUUUGGGAAAGCUUUAA
Theileria equi strain WA is the source of this 354-nucleotide messenger RNA. RefSeq lists its product as hypothetical. The coding region runs from base 1 to 354 and encodes 117 amino acids. The transcript is spliced from 3 exons. The record is from RefSeq and is a predicted model, not a curated record. NCBI's taxonomy places the organism in Eukaryota, Apicomplexa, Aconoidasida, Piroplasmida, Theileriidae.